Molecule: messenger RNA, 3047 nt
Organism: Caenorhabditis auriculariae
Lineage: Eukaryota; Metazoa; Nematoda; Chromadorea; Rhabditida; Rhabditidae
Source: the annotation of a GenBank genome assembly
AUGCCGGUGCGGCGAAACAAACGACGCUUGGAAGAGCAGCCAUGGUUCUGGGGUCUUAUAUCGGCGACCGAAGCUGAGGUUUUGGCUUGGAAUGACGCAAAUGACGUCGGAAUCAGAAAAUCAUCAAAAAGAAGGGAAACUAUCUGGUGCGAGGGACCGUCGUCAACUCGGCUAUGAGUCUCAUUCUGUCCGUCGGCGUGUCUUUCAAGAGCGACGAUUUUCAAGUUUUCUCCGCGUUCAGACAGUAUUUAUAUAUCGAACAUUAGCAAUACUAUUCUUUAACUUAAGAAAGUUCAAAAAGGACAUCAUUCAAGUUUCUGUAAUUUCAUCGGACUUUUUCUUUUUUUUUUCAUCUUCAGGCUGUGUCAAAAUAAUGUGAGGAACAUAUCUCGUGUUUAUAAGAUCAGAAUAAGUUUUUAAAAUAAAAAAAGCGGAAAAACUUCCAUAAGAAAUUGUCUUUUCUAUUUAAGGUGGAACAUUUUUCAAUAAAGUUCGAAGGAGAGAACAGGAAAUGGCAUCUUGAAGGCCGAGAGGUGAGCGAGAGGAGGCUGUGGUUCUUUUCGUGAACCUGUCCUUUACAGGAACGGUUCGAAGCGGUUCUCGAGCUGGUCUCCCACUAUAGAGCGAAGCCUUUGAACGGAAACACCGUCCUUUCGGAGCACAUGACGAAGCCCAGCUGGUUCCUCAACAAUCACGUCAUCAUGUAGGCCCAAGCUCACACCCAUCUAUCCUUGGCCAUUGCAGGACUGACGACAAGAAGCAUCUGGGAGGGGGAAAUUUCAGUGUAGUCGUCCGGGGAAGGUUCAAAAACCACGACGUUGCAGUGAAAAAACUUCUAGCCAGUGAGAAUUUAUGCGCGCUCAUCUAAAAAAAAUAUAUUCGUUUUUUUAUAUAAAACUUUUUUUCUGUAACCGAAUGAGUUUUUAAUAAUAAUAAUUUAUUCACAGAUCAGUGUGAACCCCAACGAGUUCACUUCGAGAGAGUUGAUUUUUUAAGGCGAAGAAGCUUUGAAGGAAAAAGAAGCUCUUUUGAAAGAAGCUCGAAUGAUGUCACUUCUGAGAAGUCCUUACAUCAUAGAAGUGAGUUGAGACCAAAAUAUCGAAGUCAGAAAAAGAAAACUGAGGCUAUAAACCAUCUAUAUUUGUCUAAAUUAAAUGUACUACUUCAUCUCGGAGUUUUGUUUACUCCAGGUAUAUUUCACAUGAUCUAUUUCAAGUUCUACGGAAUCGCUCUUGACACGAUGCCGCCGUUGUUGGUGAUGGAGCUGAUGGGGGGAGAGCUGUUGAAACACCUCGUACAGCACGUUUGUAGCAAGCAUGAGCUCUCGAAAUCUUCUUUCUCCAGGGCCAGAAAAUCUGCGACGGCGAGAAGCUGCUCUAUUGCUGGCAGCUUGCCAAAGGGCUAGCUCACAUGGCUGAGAAGUUUAUUUGGAGUCCAAGACCUGUUCAUGAUUUCUCUUCAGAAAAAUAGUCCACAGAGAUUUGGCGGCCAGGAACUGUCUGUUCAGCAAAUACGGAAUCUUGAAAGUGACGGACUUUGGCUUGAGCGACUUGACCGUCAAACUGGCUGCCUACUGCACAGCCACCGAGCAGGUGAGAAUCGACUUUGGUACCAUGAAAAUGGGCUUCAUCCAGCAACUAUUGUUUGAUCAUACACCUCAGCAAAAAUAAUAUGUUUAUACAUAUUCUUUCUUUCUUUGACAGGGUUGUUCACUCAAAGAGUCACUUUUCAGAUGCCCGUGAGGUGGAUGGCUCCUGAGACAAUGUUAGAAACGGCGGUGUUCAGCGAGAAGUCGGACGUCUGGUCCUUCGGAGUUUUGUCCAACGAGGUUCCUUGUCAGAGCACCACGUUUUUCUCAUUUCCUAUCAAUUCAAGAUAUUUUCAAAUGGGAAAAAACCCCUUUCGGAGUUUGAAAACGUAAAGGCAGUUAUGGAUGUACUGAAGAGCUGCAAAGUUUCUCCUCAUGUUCCAGAAAGUCUGAUCCCACUCAUAAAAUAAGAGAAAAGCCGGAGUUUCUCCAGAAACGGCGCCCGCAGAAGUAGCGACGAUGAUGGAGAAGUGCUGGCUGAGAGAACCGAACGAACGGCCAGACUUCAACGAUCUCGUCAUGUUGUGCUCCUCACUCUUCCAAAAGUUUCCACCGCCGCCCAUCGAGCAGGUCCUUGCCACCAAAAUCUUUCCUCUUAAACUUCCCGUUGAGAUGUCGACGCAGCUCAACAAGAACAUGACGCCCCUGACAAUAGUCGAGUACGAAAUCUUACGCGAAAAUCAUCUGGAUAGUGAUGGUGAGUUGUUUAUAAAUCAAGACAAUCAGAAAAUGGAUUUAAAAAAAAUCUGACUAGGGAGCUACUCGAACUCGUAAUCGCGGAUCGAGUUCAAACUUUAGUGGUUUGUCAGAGACCUAAGUCAGAAUACUUGAAAACAAGAGAGAAUAUCUACUAAACCCCAUAAAGAACUGAGAAAAAAUUAGUAGAAAUGGGAAAAUUAGGCCUGCAAACUUUCAGAAUACUGCUUUUUACCUUCUUUUAUACUUUAAUACGAUCCGGCUUUGAUAAACUCUAAAAAACGUUUUUCCAGGCAAAAGAAGGAGGAAAGCAAAAAUUUGAUAAUUUUCAAGCCUAAACUGUUCAUUUUCUUCUAAUUUUUUCUCAGAAGCCUAUCGGGUUUAGCAGAUAUUCACUCUUGUUUCCAAGUACUCUUACCCGGGUCUAUAAGCCACCAAAGUUUCAACUCGAAACGUACCCGAGUCCGAGUAGUUCCCUAGGGAGAAAUAUAGGUGUUGGUAGUUUCGUAUUAUUCCCAAAUUAACGCUUUCUGACUCGGUGUUUGCAGACAGUGACUCGGACAGCAGUCUUAACGCGGAGGUUUCCUUUUUCUCUUCUCCUUACCUUGUUCAAAAAAUCCACAAAACCAAUAAUUUUUCAAUUUCAGGUCGGUCAGAUGGAUAAAACGCGCCAGGAAGAGUUUUUUUCUUUCUAUUAUUUCCAAAAAAAUUUAUUUUCAGAAAACCGAGAAGAAAGAUGAAGUUGCCGAAGUCGAGCAAUUGA